AUGGCUGACUCUGAGACGGAUAUGGAUCAAGUUUGUGCCAUAGAAGACUCUUCUAUGGAUUGUGGAAAGGAAGGUUACUUCAUCGGGAUGAUGCUGAAGAAGUCUCGAAUCACACUGCUGGACAGUGAGACAGUCGCCUAUCCAACCACUCGCAUGAUGAGGAACCUGCUUGUCGCUCAGGUGCUGUUCAAAGGCCAGAAGUUUUGUUUCAUGGCGUCCCACUUUGAGAGCUGUAAGGCCAACGCAGGAGAGCGGAUGAGACAGCUGAGACUGGUGAUUAGGAGGAUGGCCAAGAUGCCUGAUGACAUCACCGUCCUGUUUGGAGGAGACACCAACCUGAGGGAUGCUGAUGUGGCCAAAGUGGGCCUUCCUGAUUCCUGUGAUGUGUGGCAGCAGCUGGGAGAGCCGGAGCAUUGCCGCUACACAUGGGACACCCACGCCAACACCAACAACGACCACUUCUACAAGAGUCGCUUCCGCUUCGACCGGCUCUACCUGCGGCCGGCGGCCGCGGAAGGAGUCCCACAGCUGGAGCCCGACAGCAUGGCCUUGAUAGGGCUGGAGAAGCUGAAGUGUGGCCGCUACACCAGUGAUCACUGGGGGAUCUACUGCACAUUCUCUGCUCAGUAG
Messenger RNA from Anarrhichthys ocellatus (wolf-eel), 630 nucleotides. RefSeq names its product tyrosyl-DNA phosphodiesterase 2-like. The transcript has 4 exons. Gene Ontology annotation, cellular component: PML body; cytoplasm. NCBI's taxonomy places the organism in Eukaryota, Metazoa, Chordata, Actinopteri, Perciformes, Anarhichadidae. Bases 1 to 630 code for a protein of 209 amino acids. Gene Ontology annotation, biological process: double-strand break repair. The record is from RefSeq and is a predicted model, not a curated record. Gene Ontology annotation, molecular function: single-stranded DNA binding; 5'-tyrosyl-DNA phosphodiesterase activity.